AUACAAAUGCGCGCGCAUUAGCUUUUUUUCAAAUUUUGAUAAUUGCGACUAGUGGAUGAAUAAUUUUUAAAAAUCUUACCGCUGGUAUCAAAACGUUUCGCGUUCUCCGAAAGACCGCUACCAGUACCAAAGAAACCGGAAGUAAGACUAAGACUAAGACUAAUUCUGAAUCCAAGAAGACUAAGACUAGGCUUAGACUAAACCCGAGAUCAAGACCAAGACAGAGCCAGGAAGCAAAAUAUAAUAGGGAGUUAAAUAAAAGACCGAGUGUAAUAGUAAAAAAACAAGCUAAGUACAUGUGACAUGUGAGCCACUUGUACAUAAGAUUCAUUUUAAAGCGAUAAAGAGACAAGGAAGUGAAUAAAAUAUUCACGGAAAUGUCACCUGCUACCGUAAGUAAGACUCCAAACAUGCGGAGACGGUUAUCACGUCGAGAAAAAUGGCCUUUGCAUUUGGGAUUAUUUUUUACGUACAUCCUUAUCCAAUUAGCAACGUCAUCAAACUCGGCAUCGACGUCGCCUCCUGUAGAUUCAACGCCAGCUUCUACGGCACAGUAUAUUUCUACAUCAACAUUUAAAUCAACAACAGCAGCAGCAGCAGCAGCUGAACAGAAGAAAGAAGUAACCCAGGAACCCAAAGUCGUUGAGCCAGCGAAGGAGAAGCCCAAAGUUGAAACGACAUCGGUACCUAAGACAAAAGAGCCCACUAAGAACAAGUCAAAUGAGCGGGAGCCUGUGGUUAAAAAAGAAAUCGACGGUACAACGAAUACGACUCAAGCUCGUACGACUGUUUCUCCAAAGUCAGUCAACCCGACAUGGAGACCUAAACGUGAUAAUUGCAGCGCACCUGCUAUCGAACAAUUUCCCCGACCGCUGAUGGGUCCUGGUGCUAGAAAACACGGUGGUCUUAUCAUUCAUAUCCUCGUGGCAGUUUACACAUUUUUCGGACUCGCGAUUGUCUGCGAUGAUUAUUUUGUCGCGAGUUUGGAUCGCAUUUGUGAAGAAUUGAGACUAACACCAGAUGUUGCGGGCGCGACAUUUAUGGCAGCUGGUUCAUCAGCUCCAGAGUUAGCGACCGUUAUUAUCGGUGUAUUUUUUGCAAAAGAUGACAUUGGUGUCAGUGGAGUAAUUGGUAGCGCGGUAUUUAAUAUAAUGUUCGUUAUAUCAGUUUGCGGUUUGUGCACAUCGACGGUGUCGAAACUCAACUGGUGGCCGCUUUGCCGUGACAGUUUCUUUUACUUCAUUUCUAUUCUUAUAAUGCUCGGGACUAUUUACAAUGAAAUAAUAUCUUGGCCAGAGUCACUUUUUAUGCUCAUCAUGUACGGAGUUUAUUGCGUCGUUUUGUCGUACAACAGUCGUCUUGAACGUUGGGCCAAGUCUUACAAUUUGCCAUUUCUUCCUAAAGACGAUGAGCCUGCAGAAGAAAGUGCACUGGUUAGUUAUAGAUCUCUUCAAGAAGACAGAACGUCUUACACGGGACCUAAUUCUCCUGUCACUGAACAAGUCGCAGCCCAGGGUGGUAUAGGAUUUGAACCAAUACAACAACAGCAGCAGCAACAACAAGCGCCUCCAGCACCAAAACAACCAGAAUAUUACAAAGCGAAAGAACCAGAUCCAAAUGAAGUAUCGCCUCUUGAGCGACCUACUGAAGGUGGACAGUGGGCCCUGUUCAAAUGGGGCCUGGUUUAUCCAAUUCAUUACACAUGUCGCGCAACAAUGCCUGACUGCCGACAGGAAAAGUGGCGUAGCUGGUAUCCAUUUACAUUCUGUAUCUCUAUGAUAUGGAUUAGCUUCUACAGUUACAUAAUGGUCUGGAUGAUAACGAUAAUUGGCAACACAUUGGGAAUUCCGGAUACGGUAAUGGGCUUAACAUUUGUGGCCGCCGGUGUGAGUGUCCCUGACGCUCUAUCCUCUUUGGCUGUCAUCAAAGAGGGACUUGGUGAUAUGGCUGUUAGUAACGCAGUCGGUAGCAAUGUCUUUGAUAUCCUCGUGUGUCUUGGACUACCCUGGUUUAUCCAAACUGCCAUGAUUCAACCUGGUUCUCAUGUCAAUGUCACCAGUAGAGGUCUUACAUACUCAACUCUGUCGCUACUAUCAACUGUUGUCUUUCUCGUGGUCGCGACUCAUUUGAACGGUUGGAAAUUAGAUCGAAGAUACGGCGUGAUCUUGAUGAUAUGGUAUCUUAUUUUCAUAAUAUUCGCUUCACUAUACGAGCUCAAUGUCUUCGGUCAAAUGAAUCCACCAGUUUGUCCCAGCGUAUUUUAAUUAUUUUAUCAAUUAGACACGUCGUUAUCAUCAUCAUUAUCAUUACCAUUGUCAUUACUAUCUCCAGAUCAACUAGCAGUUAUGAGUUUUAAACAAGUGCCCCUCGAAAUUGAUGGUUAAAUUUAAUUAAAUGGAGAUGGUUGUAAUUUAAAUACGUAAAACUAUUACAGUCUAGAGAGGACUUGACACUUUAUCAGUAUUAAGUUGUCUUGAUUAUUUAAUUUUAUUAAUUAUUAUUAUUAUUUAAUAAAAAAAAUGCCUAUAUGGAGGUCACACGGAGAAAAAUGAAUGUAAAAAAUGUAGGAAUUUUUAUUCUGCUGUCGAGAAAACUUAAAAACGGAAGUUGAGUCGCAAAAAAUUAUUAUACUGCACUAAAAAAAAUAUUAUAGACUUAAAAUUUACACUGGAAAAAUUGAGAGUAAAUUCGAAGUGAUGCCGGAUUUUUAUUCACUCGGAGUCCCGGAGUUUAAAAAAAAAUUACUCUGCAUACAAAGUAAAUAAGGACUUUCUUUUCAGUGGAGAGAUUUGGAUUUUAUUUCAAUUCGCAUCCACUUUUAUUCGGAGAUUUAGUAUUAAAAUAAACUCCCUUUAGGAGUGAAUUCCACUCCGACUUGGAGUUUCAUCCAAAUUUAAUUCCAAGAGUAUUAAAUAAGUAUUCAUUCACUCCGGAUUUACUCAGCUAAUUUUUUACAGUGAAUUGAUAAAUAAAAAUUAAAAUUCGUAAAUUUUUUAUCUCAAUUUUUCUCGU
Messenger RNA from Microplitis demolitor, 3012 nucleotides. RefSeq names its product probable sodium/potassium/calcium exchanger CG1090. The record is from RefSeq and is a predicted model, not a curated record. Gene Ontology annotation, biological process: intracellular calcium ion homeostasis; calcium ion transmembrane transport. Gene Ontology annotation, cellular component: membrane. The transcript is spliced from 7 exons. Gene Ontology annotation, molecular function: calcium channel activity; calcium, potassium:sodium antiporter activity. Bases 378 to 2264 code for a protein of 628 amino acids. Lineage: Eukaryota; Metazoa; Arthropoda; Insecta; Hymenoptera; Braconidae.